UCGCUGUUACUUAAAACCGGAUAAAACCCCCAACUACCAUUCCUUCGCUCCCUUCCGGUUUCAUCCAUAAUUCUCAGAUCUACCUCUCUCUCUCUCUACCUCUCCCUCUCCCUCUCCGAUGGCUUCUACGGCUGUUGCCGCCGCCGCCAGGACUGAACCGCCGUCACAGUCGGUGGAUCCUUCUCCGUCGUUUUCCGCCGACACCGUUGAUCGGAGCGAUUCUUUCAAUUCCUCGCCGAACCACUUCUCCGACACUGAAAUUCAGUCUCCGGACGUAUUGAAGAGUGAAGAGUAUCGUCAAUUGUUUCGUCUUCCACCAGAGGAAGUCCUUAUUGAAGAUUUUAAUUGUGCCCUCCAGGAAAACAUACUUAUUCAGGGUCAUAUGUACCUCUUUGUCAACUUCAUUUGUUUCUACUCAAACAUAUUUGGGUUUGAGACAAAGAGAAUAAUCCCAUUCCCUGAGGUCACCAGUGUAAGGAGGGCAAAGACGGCUGGGCUCUUUCCCAAUGCCAUUGAGAUUCUUGCUGGAAGCAGGAAGCAUUUCUUUGCAUCCUUUCUAUCUCGUGAUGAAGCUUUCAAGAUUAUUAAUGAUGGAUGGUUGCGACAGGGCAAUGGAGCCAGAGCAAUUAUGGAACAGAAGGAAUCAAUGCCUGAGUCCAGCAGCCAAGAGAACGGAUUUGUAACUGUUGAAAAUGUCAACAGUUCCAAUACACAAGAGAAUGAGUUGUUUUCUACUGAUCCGAGCAAAGAUACUUUUAUGUGCAAAGAUAUGGGGCUUCCAUCCAUUGUAGGAGAUGACCUCGUAUUGAUGGAGGAUUCAGAGAAGCAAUCCAGUGUAAGACAGGUUGCUGAACCUGAAUUGAAUAAUGAUGUCCCAAGUGUAAGUUGGAACUGGAACGAGGAGGAUAUUGAUGCUCCGACAACCCAUGAAGCAUAUACAUGUGUUGCAGAUGCAGUGUUUCCGAUAAAGGUUGAAGACUUCUUUAGGUACUUUUUCUCAGAUGAUGCUGUAAAUUUUCUUGAGUCUUUUCAUAAAAGAUGCGGUGAUAAAGACUUCAGGUGUGCUUCAUGGCGUGCUCAAGAGAAGUUUGGGUAUGCUCGUGAGCUGUCAUUUCAACAUCCAAUAAAACUUUAUCUUGGAGCAAAAUUUGGUGGCUGCCAUGAGGUCCAGAAAUUUCGUGUAUACAGGAACAGUCAUUUGGUUAUAGAGACAUCGCAGGAAGUCAGUGAUGUGCCUUAUGCAGAUUAUUUCCAUGUUGAGGGACUAUGGAGUAUAGAGAGAGACAAGGAUGAAUCAAAAGAUUGCUGUAUUUUGCGGGUAUAUGUGAAUGUGGCAUUUUCUAAAAGAACUAUUUGGAAAGGCAAAAUAGUACAGUCAACAAUUGAAGAAUGUAGAGAGGCUUAUGCGACAUGGAUGAACAUGGCACAUGAAGUGUUGAAGCAGAAGAACCUUGAAAAACGAGCUCAAAAUGGUAAAAUGAAUUUAGAUAGAGAAGCUAAGACUGGAGAAUCUUCAGAAGGAUCACAGGAGCAAAGUAACUCGACAAAGAUACUAGCUCCAUCCAUACUAGCUCCAUCCAAUGCCUUUGAUGCUACAGCCCACAAUGUUGGCACUCACUUGCAAAGAAAUUUCCUUGACACAUCAUCUGUUCCAUUUUUCAAAGAGUUUAUGACUAAGUUCAGGUCAUCUUUGAAAAAUCAGAGCAAUCUUACUCUGCUCCUUGUCUCUAUUUUCGCUCUGAUUUUCUUCAUGCAGUUCAGCAUACUUGUGCUAUUGGCAAGACCUCAACACGUACACAUGAACACUCCUGUAGACUAUAUGAAUAGGAUGGAAAAUGGAGUUACUAGAAGUUCCUCAGACAUAGCGUGGCUGGAGAAAAGAAUUCAUCACCUUAAAGAUGAGAUGUACAUGGUUGAGAGUAGGCUUGAAAGGAUGCGGUAUGAACAUGCACUCUUAAAAAAGCAACUAAACGAUCUAGAACAUAAGUAACUUCCCAAUUUUAUUGUCAAAUCAUAUUUUUCUUUAUAGCAUCAUUUUGUAUAUACAUGUGAUAUGUGGAUAUGACAUUUUUCGCAAAUUCAUUUUUCGUCGUUGUAAAUGAGUACGUUAUGUUCUACGUAAAAUUAAAGAUAAGAGGAAUUUGUGAUUUAGGGUUUGUUUGACAGAAUCCGAAAACUGGAUGAAAUACAGUGGGUCAGUAUUAUAAUU
Molecule: messenger RNA, 2209 nt
Organism: Abrus precatorius (Indian licorice)
Lineage: Eukaryota; Viridiplantae; Streptophyta; Magnoliopsida; Fabales; Fabaceae
Product: protein VASCULAR ASSOCIATED DEATH 1, chloroplastic
Exons: 18
Coding region: 119-1990 (623 amino acids)
Biological process (GO): negative regulation of programmed cell death
Source: RefSeq, a predicted model, not a curated record